Messenger RNA from Lachancea lanzarotensis, 1623 nucleotides. It is a transcript of the gene ALG12, whose product is annotated as LALA0S02e07074g1_1. Gene Ontology annotation, biological process: protein N-linked glycosylation. Lineage: Eukaryota; Fungi; Ascomycota; Saccharomycetes; Saccharomycetales; Saccharomycetaceae. The transcript has a single exon. The record is from RefSeq and is a predicted model, not a curated record. Gene Ontology annotation, molecular function: alpha-1,6-mannosyltransferase activity. Bases 1 to 1623 code for a protein of 540 amino acids. Gene Ontology annotation, cellular component: endoplasmic reticulum membrane.
AUGGGUCAAUUGAGUCGUGUGGGUAGCCUUCUGAUAAUUCUCACAAUCGGAGCACAUUUAUACGUUUCGCCUUACACCAAAGUGGAAGAAAGCUUCACGAUACAAGCGGUUCACGACAUUUUGAAAUAUGGAAUUUUCGAUAUCUCGAAAUUUGACCAUUUGCAAUAUCCGGGCGUUGUUCCCCGUACGUUUAUAGGUCCAUUGGUGAUUGCUGCGAUUUCGUACGUUCCAUUAGAGAUUCUGAAAAUGCUUGGGCUAAAAUCAUCAACGUCAAACUUGGACGCCCAGUUGGUAGUGCGCUCCAUUAUUGGCUUAACAAACGCUUUGGGGUUUAUCUACUUGAAAAAUAGAGCACAAGAAUUACUAGAGCGUCGUGUGAACACGCAUGAAAACAAAACUCUCAAAAAAACUUCCAUAGGUACAAUGUUCAGCUUCCUACUCAUUUCCCAGUUCCAUAUCAUGUACUACAGCUCCAGGCCCUUGCCAAAUUUUGUCGUGGCCUUUCCUUUGGUCAAUGUAGCGUUGGGACUGAUUUUGGAAGGCAAAAGAGCUCGUUUUGCCCUACUGAUAUUGGCAUUUUCCAGUAUUGUGUUCCGUCUCGAACUUGCAGCAUUAACUGCAGGUGCUGCACUUGCUCUUCUCAUUGCCAGACGUGUCUCGUUUUCUGAAACAGUACGGUUUGGAUCACUGGGUGCAGUACUGGGAGCAGCGGCAUCCCUGUACUUGGACUCCUACUUCUGGCAGAAUUGGACUUUGCCAGAGCUAGACGCCUUUUUUUUCAACGUUGUUGGAGGAGAAUCCGUCAAAUGGGGUACGAUGCCCUUCCACGCUUAUCUCACCAAUUCUUUACCCACGAUUUUUGUCCCACCACUCGUUCUUUUUCUAAAUAUCGUGGGAUUUAGUGUUGCUCCCCAAGAGCUCAAGAUUUUAGCCCAGGCCGCGUAUUUCCACAUCUUUGUUCUCUCAUUCCAACCCCAUAAAGAAUGGAGAUUCAUUGUAUACACCAUUCCUGUUCUUACCCUCGUGGCGAGCUGUGGGGCUUCGCAUCUUUUCAGCUCACGGAGAAGCAAUUUCCUUGUGAAAGUGGCGAUCGGAACUCUACCGCUAUCUUCAUUGGUAAUUGCAAUUGUGUUUUCGCUCGUUUCAUCUUUGAACUACCCGGGGGGUGUUGCAUUGAGUCAGUUCAACCACUGCGUUUUAGAAAACAAGAUCACAAAUGCAAUUGUUCACAUGGACGUUCCUGCCUGCAUGACAGGCAUCACGAAAUUUGGUGAACUUGACGACAAAUACAACAUCCAAUAUGACAAAAGCGAGACGUUGGCCGCACAGAGAAGGGCUUGGCCAACUUUCGAUUAUCUUAUUUCGGCUAUUGCCGAACCAAAGCACUUCACAGUACCGGGUGAGAAUUCUUGGGAGCUUUUGCACACCACUAAAGCAUUUUCCGGUAUCCGUCUGCCGUUUUUCAAGCAACUUGCUCAAGACGAGCUGAAAAACAAUUUCCCCCUGGCACGUCAAAUUUUGAGAUCGCGAAGCUUAUUUCCACUCAUGACGGUGGUGCAAGCCAACAUCACUGAUGAUGCCUUGUACACAUUUCGCAGGAUCAGCUCAAAUUCCGACACUUAA